Molecule: messenger RNA, 8040 nt
Organism: Solenopsis invicta (red fire ant)
Lineage: Eukaryota; Metazoa; Arthropoda; Insecta; Hymenoptera; Formicidae
Gene: cdi
Exons: 6
Coding region: 2465-5461 (998 amino acids)
Biological process (GO): protein phosphorylation; actin cytoskeleton organization
Cellular component (GO): nucleus; cytoplasm
Molecular function (GO): ATP binding; protein serine/threonine kinase activity
Source: RefSeq, a predicted model, not a curated record
UUUGGCAUGUACUAUACAAUAUAAUGCAAUAUAAAUUCAACACAAUUUUUCAACAGUGUAUAUUAUUUGAUAAUUGCAAUUUAAGUUAAUAAUCACAGUUCGGAAGACAGACGGUGAAAGGCAUACGCAUACGAGGAUGCGCAUUCUCACACUUUCAUUUCGUUUUACAAGUGGCGCUCGUUCGGCGCGAUAGAGACGAGGCUCCAGCGGGUUGGAAUAGAAAUUUCCGUAAAUUAAUUUCACGUGCGUCCCUCGAAUUUGCGAGAGAGUGAUACAGUUUCUCCUACCUCGAUUCUCACAUCGUAUAAUUUCUCGGAGCGAACGAACAAUGAUCGAUGGAGUUCAUCGGUCCGCGCUUACCCGCGAGAAGUAAAGUUUGAUAUUAUUUUCAUACGAGAAAAAUAAAUACAAUUAACACAUUAAAAUGUAUGACGCUGGUCAAGCAAUAUUCGCAUGAAAGACGAAAUGUACAGGCGUUUAAAGUCGAUUAAAAUCCAAUUUUACCAAAUAGACUCUCCUGUUUUUCUUCUGUAAUACAUAUUUCGAUGUAGUACCAAACAUUUUCACGCAUCCUUCCUCGAAGAUAUUCGAAAUACAAUUUGAAAAUGGCGCGCUUCCCAUCGCGGUCGAUUCAUCGAUCGACCGCGGAAUUCGAGUGACGGGAAGGGGGGAUGGACAGACGACAGGGAGGGGGAACGACUUGACUCGGGCUCUCGCCGAGUGGGGGCGUUCGCGCAUCCGCCGCGACGACUCAUUCCCGUAAUGGCUGCCGUCAGUGGCGUUGUCAGUGAGUGUGCGGGUCAGUGCGGGUGUCCGUCGCGAGUAGCUGCGUUGCGUCGGGUAGCUGCGUCGUCGCUGGGUCGCGAUUCCGAGAUCUCGCGCGCCGUGCGAGAGAACGGAUCGCGACGGUGGUAAGCGCGCGCGCGCGCGCUCCGUUUCGGCGCGUCGCGGUUUUUUUCACUUCCCCCUCGCGUCGCACCGGCGGCGAUUUAAAAACGAGCGACUGCAUAUUUCGUACACAGUGUUGUGCUCAUACCCCACCAUCUUCCUCCGCUACGUCUCGUCUUCUCCUCCUCCGCCUCCGUCUGUUUACCCGGGACGCGCGACCGCGUCGAGUGUCAGCGACCCCCCGUCCGAAAAUCCUGCGACGGCGCGCUUCCGGUCUGUCUACCUGAUCGUCCGUUCGCGAGACGCGCCGAUGCACACAACGACGGCGUCGGGCGCGGACUGUCUCUCUCUUUUUCUCUCUCGCUCGCCCCCUCGCUGCCGAGAGAUGGUAAACACGUCGUGUGACAGCGUGCGCGAGUGAGAGGAAACGUUUCGACUCGUCCGACCGAAGGCGAGAACCCGGGUCUGCGAGGGAAGGAGCGUCCGAUAGGGCCGCGACCAGCGGGCCCCGAAUUCUUCCUCACGUGGUUCAAGGUCGUCUAAAAACGUCCGGACGUCACGAGUGCUUGCUUGCUUACUUGCGUCUGUGCGUGCGUGCGUGCGUGCGCGACGCGAGACGACGCCGCGCGAGAGAGCUGUCAGUCGUCGCCGAGACUCUUCCCCGGCCCUUCCACAUCCCGGAAUAUCGAGGCUCACCAGUCAUCGGGGACUCGUCGGACAGUCUCCUCGAGCGACGACGACGACGUCCGCUAAAACCCGAUGUACCGAAGAUCUGAGUCAGCCCACGAGGAGUCGUCCGCUGGCGACGAGGGGAGAAUCGUGCCAAGUUCCGGUACCGCGCUCUUCCUACGUUUCGUUUCGAAUCUGUGACGUUAUCCUAGGCCGCCCUACGGGGAUAGCGUCCGUUUGUGACCCACCGACUGUGAUUUCAACGCGUGACGCCACUGCCAAAAAGGAAACAAAUUAGCGUCGAUCGCGAACUUGCGACUUCGUCUCCGCUUCCUACGCCUUCCAAUCUGUUCGUCGAAGACGAGUGUGUCUUCCACGUUGUACCAGAAACGCACGAUACGAUUUUUGCCGUCGUUCUGCUUCGACAUACCUAUGUCUUCCUACGAGUUCCAAUGCCCCUGACCGGCGAAGCAAAAGCACCUUUGACUUCCUUGAAUUUCUUUUGAAGUACGCUUGGAGCAUACGAGGGAAGAACAGACGAUCAAGACAUUGCGAUAUCGAGUGCUCCGAGAAUGUUCCUUGACCAAGUCGUGAAAGCGAUUCGUUGACUGUAUCACGUUAUCCGCAUUCGACGGCAAACACCGCAAAACGGAGGUGCCUCGCCAUCGGCCGAACGGAUUCGAAACAUCAUCGUUCGAGCAGCCACCUGUUCGGGCAGCAUCUUUACAAAGAAGCAUUUUAUUCGUUCGCCACGGGAUUACGAUAGGACGACGCCGUGACGACCGUCGAGAGGCGCAUCAUCGAGCCGGCCGCGUGUGAUGCGGCGCACGCAAGGCUGCUGCUGCUAUCGUCGUUGUCGUCUCGCCGCGUCUGCUUGCGCGACCGCCUCGUCGCAAUAACGGCGAAGAUGUUCGGGAAAGUGCCGCCAUCGAACACGCCGGAUCCGCCUAAUAAUAACGGCGGCCAAGCGUCAGCCAAGUCGUGCACCAGGCCGACGACGACAGGCACGGCGUCGUGUCUGCCGUGCUUCUCGGUGGAGGAGACGCCGACAGUGAGCGCCGACGACAAGGUGAGACCUUGGCGAUCGACGAAGGACAUCGCCGACGAUUCGUCCACCAUGAUCUCCGAGGCACCCAGUAAUUCUUUGCAACCACUCACCAGCUUGAUGGACGAUACUUUAGUCGCGGUGGAGAUCCCUAGACCCUGCAGGACGACCGAUGAAACAACGACGACCUGCGCGCCCGUUUGUUCCAAGACUCCAAUCAAGUAUUCGCCCAAAGAAGGAUCGUUGCAGGUCGGCAGGAAUCACAACGCGAUGCAAAAGUGUCCUCCCGGUCAAAACUGCUCGAAGACCGGUGUCGGCAGAUCGCGACGACCGCAGUCUGCCUCGACCGCGAGAAAUCUCAACGUCGAGUCGUGCGCGAGAGACUAUACGAAAACCGUAAAAAAGAUUAUUGCCGUUAAUCGAGAGUCCGCGAGCAGCGGCAAGGAGCAUCAGACGACGUGUAACGAACAGCAGUCCAAGUGCUUACAGGGCUACGCCUCGAGUACGCUUGCUGCCAAAUUAUCCUCCGAGAUGAUCCACCACAUAUCGCUGCCGGGCGGAAAGAGGUCCAGUAACGAGGACCUCUUGACGGACCCGUGCGCGAAUUAUUUCCCAACGUCGAAUGGCGCGCCUAGCGUGCCGGUUGUGAGCGAGCAGUUGCACGCGCACCAGAAACCGGCGAUCGAUGUUAAAGACGGCGCCGGCGAUUCCGCGAUCACCACCGCGUCCUGCGAGAAUGACAUCUGCGACAACGAUUUCGCCACCUCGACGCCGUCCAAGGACUGGACGUUGAGGAGGGUCAGCGACGCGUUGCAGCAGAGCUGCGCGUCCUGGCUGCCGCAGGAUCUGCCCACGGAACUGCAGUCGUCCACCUCGCCGAGGAGCUACAAGGAGCUCAAGGAGAAGUGUCGCGAGUCUCUUUGGCGGCCCACGGAGAUGGAGAGUGGUGCGGUGCACGGAUUGACGGUGUGCUCGGGCGAGACGUUUCAAGAUUCGGGUUCGAAGAGGCGCACCGGGGCGUCCUGUCAGGCACUCAGGCACGCCGUCGCCUCGUUGAACCGCCUGGACGACUUCUACAUGGAGAAGAUCGGCGCGGGCUUCUUCUCGGAGGUUUGCUUCUUCUCGGAGGUUUACAAGGUUACUCACAAAGUGACGAGUCAGGUGAUGGUGCUCAAGAUGAAUCAGCUGGCGGCGAACAGGCCGAAUAUGCUCAAGGAAGUCCAGCUAAUGAACAAGCUCAGCCAUCCAAACAUACUCAGGUUCAUGGGAGUGUGCGUGCACGAGGGUCAGCUGCACGCGUUGACGGAGUACAUUAACGGCGGCAGCCUGGAACAGCUGAUCAUGUCGCGGCAUACACCGUUACCGCACCUCGUCCGGAUGAAUCUGGCGAAGGACGUGGCGCGCGGUAUGGCCUAUCUCCAUAGCCGCGGUAUCUUCCAUCGCGAUCUCACGUCGAAGAACGUGCUGAUCAAGAAAGAUGAGUGCAGCAACGAGAUGACCGCGGUGGUGGGCGACUUCGGAUUGGCCGCGAAGAUACCCGAUCCCAGUACAGGCUACCGGCUCAGCACUGUCGGCAGCCCUUACUGGAUGUCGCCCGAGUGCCUCAAGGGCCAGUGGUACGACCACAAGUCCGACGUAUUCUCCUUCGGCAUCGUCGUGUGCGAGCUGAUCGGCCGGGUGCCGGCGGAUCCGGACGUUCUACCACGCUCAGAUAACUUUGGCCUCGAUUACCUGGCCGUGGCGGAGAUCUGCGCGGUCGCUGAUCCGCCGCCCGCCUUCCUCCAACUCGCCUUCAAUUGCUGCACGUACGAACCCAAGUCCAGGCCAACCUUUCCGGAAAUCACGACUAGCCUGGAGACUAUGAUAGCGGCUUUCGAAGAGGAGCUGAAGAACAACAUUGGCAAACGACAGUCGACCGUCGAUCCAACGCUAAUGUCCAGCAUGGACGAGAUCGCGCGAGAAGGACGUACGACGAAGCGACGUACUGCGAAGCUCAGAAGCCAAUCGGCGGACGCGAGAGGUUGCGAUAACGCGACGCCCUCGGAUAAGGCGAGAUGUCAUUCCGCCAGGCGAGUAGCUGAGCUGGCCAGCCGCCGCGAUCCGCAUUACCGGCCGAUGACGGCGAAUCCAUUUCACGCAUUGGGCGGCGUCAAGAAGAUCCUCGGUGACUUAUUCUCCAGCUGCUUGGAGCUGCCCUCGUUGGAGGACGUGCGACCAAGCGUCACCGAUAGCGCGUGCGGCAAGUUCAAACCGGCGCAAAACGAUAGUAUUGCCAAGAUUCUGGACAGAAAGAAACCAAAUUCCGAACCGAGCAGUCCUACUGCCAGAAAGAAGUGGGAGAGAAAGGUCGCUACCAAAGUGGGCGCCGCGAGCCUCUUCGCACACCCACUCUUCCGAGAUGGUUGGGAGCCGCGGAGACGCGGUAGCUGCGAAUCAGGCUUUUGGAGCUGCGUCGGCGAGGACCUGAGUCCAGAGCCCCCAAACCGACGGCACACGUCGACGCUCAGUAGUUCGGCGGCAAGCAGUCUGUUCCUCCUGGACGACCAUCGGACCAGUUCGAUCUACACGGACUCUUCCGAGGACAUUGCCAGCUUAGGUGGCGGCGAUUCCUGUUGGGAAGAACGACUGAAUGGCAUCGGCUCGUCGAACAAGACUAUCUCGAAGAUCGUCGAGUACUUUGAGAGAAAACAAGCAGGUAGACUCGGUGAUCACGGUGACUCUGCUGGUCCGAGCCGUCUAACCCUGCUGCGAGCCAGUCUAGAAGGGCCCGUACCUAUCAGCAGCAUUUCGGCCGCGCAACGGCUAGUCGUGUGCGAAGGUGCCGUGCGCAGUAAACUUGCGUUAUUCGACAAAAAGUGAUAUUACGCAUGAGGCUUUUGGCAAUUUCUUGUCGUUUCCCUUCGACGAUCAAGUAGCGCCGGCUUAAAAAGAAACCAUAUGCAAUGACACAGGUCUCGAGAAGAGGAUUUGAGGCUCGUCAUCAUACGCGGUGACGAUGAGAAUUCUGAGACGUUAGGCGAUAAUUAGCGUAUUUCUUACGUGUAAUUGAGAAUGAAGACCAAGACGAUUACGUUACGUUAAAGAUCGGUCUUAUUGCGCAUAAAAGAUUAACAUGGGUGGUAAGGGCGAUUAUAUGAUACCGACGUGUUAUUCGUGACUUGUAAACAGGAUAGUUGAUAACACGCGUGCGGCGUGAUUACAGACAUUUCUCUAAAAACCUAGUAACCUGACUGUGAUGUUUUUUGAUAAUCUACAUACAUACAUUAUUGAGCUGUACGACUGAAAUUUGGCGAAGCCAUCAACAUAGAAUCUUUUAUAUGCAACACGAGCCGCGUUUCAUACAAUUUGGCUACAACGAUACGCCGUUCGGAAAAGAGAGAGAGAAAGGGAAGGAGGGAAAAAUGAAGCAAUAGCGAAUUUAGAAAACUGCGUUUGAGAUUAGUGCCGAAUGUAGCGCUAAUCAAUUGCUCGCGAUCGACAUACAUUUGCAGUGCCUCGCAGUUCCUAGUAGCCAUCUCCGUCCUUAUGCACACGAACCAUGGGUACUACCGAUCAUCGUAAGGGUAGCUAUACAGAUCGACGACGAAUAAGGGCGUAUGAUUUCUUUUAUCUAAAUCGAAUAGGCGGAUUGCCAGGCCAAAGGUUCUUAUCUCGCCGUUCUUAAUUUUAAUUGAUACGGUUGGCUUUGCCGGAUUGUUCGCGUUCUUUUCUUUGUUAUAACGUGUUAUUAAUAGCCCUAUCAAUUUUUAAUUUUUAUUUUUGUGUCUAAGGGUUCGCUGACCUGUUACUACAGUUAUAGAUUUAUUUUUGUUGCGUACAUUAAAAUGAAUUGAAUUUUAUGAAGUUGAAUUCUAUUUAUAUUUAAUACAAUUUUGAAAUUUUCUUUUUUUUGUUAAUAAAUAAUAAAUCUUAAUUAACGUCACAAAAAAUUUAUGAAUAUGAAUCAUGUAUAAAUUGAAAUAUAUAUAUAUUUUUUUUUAUUUGGCAAGAAAACUUAAUUUGUUAUAAUUUAUUCUAUUGAAUUAGAUCGUGACACAGGUUUAUUAUAUAUAAUUCAAGAGAGAAAUUAGUAUAACUCUUUUUAAUGCCGUUACCUAGUAUGCUGCAGUGAGAGGUCAGGAGAAGGCCCUUAAGUUUCACAUUUAUAGAGGCCUACGUCGCGUUCGCGAGAUACUUAUUUUGUCUUUGACGUAUCGACGUCGACGCCGUACAAGAUUCCUCGACGUUGCUACGUAUUUUCUCAGCGAUUCGCAGUUUCGCGUGUCGUGGCGCAUUAAGACCUCGGGAUGCGCGAUACAAAGUGCCGAAGACAUAAUGAUAAUGCAUAUAUACAUAUAUUUUUUUGUUGGCAGAGGUACACCGUGUCCUGGAUAUUCUUGUUGAAGUGUUGCGCGUAGCCGAGAGAGUUUGUCCACUUUGAAAAGAGAGAAUAUAUGAAACUGAUCUAGUCAGUGUAUUAAUGUGGCGGCCUUAUCUUUUGUACAUUGUAGCGCUAAAACUUGUAGUAUUUAAGAUUGAAAUGGCGAGCGUGAAAUAAGCGCGAAAUGAAACCGAGCAUCCCGGUUGCGCGCGGUAUUCUUCUCCCCCGUUUUGUUUGAACGUCGGUAUAUUUAUAUAAUGGAGAAGUAAGAAUGAGAGUGAACGUGUAAGGCAGGGUGUGUGAAUGAGAGAAGGUGCGCCGCGGGGGUGUAUGUGUGUGCGUAUGUGUAUGUGUGCGUUACCAGAAAGAAAGUGUACACGUCCAAAAAACGAUAUCUAUGUAGGUAGCUACGACUUUCGCAUAUAUAACGUGAAUCGUUUUGUCGCUCAGACGAAAGCGAGUCGAACCAAAUCUACGAUUGUAGAGUGAUAGACUAAUGUGACGAUACCUUUUUACUUGUCGAAGUUCGCUCACGGGUUUACUCCAUAAGACUGUGCGUUUGUUAUGUAAUAGGUCGUAUGUAAAUAGAAAAGCUCGAAAUCGCGUCAACGAUAUUCGCAGUCUCUUCUUCCUCGUGUACAAUAGGAUGCGCGCCGUGUGUCUUUCCUUUGCGUUUCUUUGUUUAAUACUUUUUUCUGUUUUAAUUUUCGCUCGUGUCGAAUCGGGGCCUCCUUUUUUGUCCUCGAUGCGUCAAUCGGUACCUGAACAAUCGAAGCGAAGAAAAGACUGCGAACGAGUUAGUUCUUAAGCGUGCGGACAUAUCAGGAAUAUGGGCAUAUCCUGAAGUUCAACCUGAUCGAUAAAGGGCAAUAAAUGCGUGGUUUGCGGGAGUAACGGAGUUACGGGAUACAUGUUGCGUGCGCAAGAUCGCGUGAGUGAGGAAGAGGGAAAGAGAGAAAAAAAAAAUGAGAGCAAAGUUAGCGAACCGAGAGGCGCAUUUUAAAAAAAGAAAGAUAUGGGUUAUUUAUUUUAAGUAAAAACAGUUAUAUUAAAGAUUAUAUAUCUAUAUAUAAAUUUA